Molecule: messenger RNA, 1515 nt
Organism: Seminavis robusta
Lineage: Eukaryota; Bacillariophyta; Bacillariophyceae; Naviculales; Naviculaceae
Source: the annotation of a GenBank genome assembly
AUGCAUCUUCCUGAAGCUGUAACAAGCGUCUUGGACGCAACACUAGAGAAUAUCUAUUCUCUGGAGAAAUAUGUGGCACCUACUGUUGUUCUGGUACCUCCCUUUGUGAGCGAAGCAGUCCAAGGCUUGUCGGAUCAAAUUGGGUUCGAUGUGGAAACUUUGAGCUAUGUCCUCGGAUUGUUGUUGUGCUACCCCUGCGGAAUGAUCAUGAACAGUAUGCCAUUUGGAAAGGCCCGUCAUUUCUUUUCCUUCAUUUUGGGUGCCUUCUUGCUUCAGUUCACUAUCGGUGUCCAAUGGAUCCAUCAUAUGAUCACUUCCUUGGUGGUAUAUGCCUUGUUCGCGUUCGUCCCUCGCAACAAAGUUCAGAUUGUCGUCCCUGUUUUUGUCAUGGUAUACAUGACUUUGGGCCAUCUGCACCGUCAGUACAUCAAUUACUUGGGCUGGGAUUUGGACUUUACCGGUGCACAAAUGGUUAUCACACAAAAGCUAUUCAUGAUGGCCUUCAAUCUCCACGACGGAGACCUUCUGGCAAAAGGAAACGCAGACCGUGCAGCUAAGAAAUGCGAAAAGUAUGCUCUAAAAGAGCUCCCAGGCCUUCUUGAGUACUUGGGUUACACUUUUUGUUUUGCAAGUAUGUUGGCCGGCCCUGCUUAUGAGUUCACGGUCUACCGCGAUGCCUGCGAUGGGUCUCUUUUAUACGACAAGGACGGAAAACCUCGUGGAAAGAUCCCCGGUACUCUGGUGCCCUCAUUGUUGCCAUUUCUCAAGAGUUUCUUGUUGUUGGGAAUCCACGUCGGUUUGGGUGGAAUGUUCCCUCUGUUGGACCCCACGGACUCUCAAAAGAACCCUCCUGUUCUAGCCCAGGAAGAUUUCUUGCAAAAUCCUUGGUUCUAUCGAUACGGUUACAUGUGGAUCGGACUCUUCGCCACUCGCUGCAAGUAUUACUUUGCUUGGCUGAAUGCAGAGGGUGCCAACAAUCUUUUUUACGCCGGUUUCGAGGGAUUUGACGAGAAGGGCGAGCCAAAGGGAUGGGGUGUCGCUAGCAAUGUGGACGUUCUUGGUUUUGAACUUGCACCCAAUCUGUCUACUCUCAGUAAAGAUUGGAACAAGAAAACGUCUCUUUGGUUGACCCGCUAUGUGUACAUCAGGACUGGUGGAAAUUUGAUGGCAGUGUAUAUGUUGAGUGCGUUUUGGCACGGAUUCUACCCAGGAUACUACCUGUUUUUCUUAUCGGUUCCCCUCUUGACCUUCUGCGAGCGUUUGGCCAAGAAGAAGAUUUCUCCCUACUUUUCUGAUGCUAGGUGGACCCCAUACGACUUCUUUUGCAUGUUCGUUACAUCCUUUUUUGUCGAGUACACGGUCUCGGCGUUUAUCAUUCUUCAACUCGAUGGAGCAAUUGCCACUUGGAAGAGCCACUACUUCUUUGGACACAUUUUGUCGAUUGGCGCUUACAUUGCUAUGACUUUGCUUCCUACCCCCAAGAAACCGGAGGAUGCCAAGAAGAAGGUCCAGUAA